UAUUGGGUUUGGUUUUCCCCAAUGAAGAUCUCUCAUGUGUGCCUCUUCUUGUCCUUGUUGCUCUUUGGAGCCAGCAGCUUCUGCUAUGCUGAGGAUCAUAAGACAGUUGAGGUAGUUGGGUUUGGAGAAUGUACUGACUGUGCUGAGAAGAGCAUUAAGACCAGUCAUGCCUUUUCAGGUCUUGGUGUUACGAUCGACUGCAAGACCGAAAGCGGCAACUUCGAGAGGAGAGGAGCUGGGGUGAUCAAUGAGGAGGGUAAGUUUUCGGUGUCGAUUCCGAAAGAGAUUGUGAAAGAUGGAGGAGAUGGAUUGAAGGAGGAGUGCUAUGCACAGCUCCACAAUGCAAAGGCCACACCAUGUGGUGCUCAUGAUGGACUUGAAUCCACUAAAGUGGUGUUUAUGUCUAAAACCAGUGACGGGAAACAGACCUUUGGGAUUGCCGGUACUAAACUGAAGUUUUCACCAGCUACAUGCCCUUCUGCUUUCUUUUGGCCUUCCUAUAAACACCCACCACAUCCAUUCUUCAAACACCCAAAAAUAUUCCCUCCUCUCCCUCCAAAAGUAUACCCUCCAUUCCCGCCUAAGAUCACUAUUCCUCCAAUCUAUAAGAAGCCCUGCCCUCCCAAGAGCCCUAUUUACGUAAAGCCUCUCCCUCCCCCAGUCCCAGUUUACGUAAAGCCUAACCCUCCACCAGUCCCAGUCUACGUUAAGCCUAACCCUCCAUCAGUCCCAGUCUACAAGAAGCCACUCCCUCCACCAGUCCCUAUUUACAAGAAGCCACACCCUCCAUCAGUUCCGACCAAGAAACCAUGCCCUCCACCAUACAAGAAACCAGAGAAGCCAAACCCUCCACCAGUUCCUGUCAAGAAACCAUGCACUCCACCAUACAAGAAACCAGAGAAACCACAGCCUCCACCAGUGCCAGUUUACAAGCCCCAUCCCCCAAAAGCACCCAAGAAAGUUUACCCUCCACCAGUCCCGGUCAAGAAGCCAUAUCAUCCACCAGUCCCAGUGUACACCAAGCCGCUUCCGCCUCCCGUUCCAGUGUACACAAAACCGCUUCCACCACCGGUCCCAGUGUACACGAAACCGCUCCCACCUCCGAUCCCAUUCUACAAGCCAAAACCACACCCAUGGUUCAAGCCAAAGCCACACCCAUGGUUCAAGCACCCUUACUUGAAGCCUCUGCCUCCAUUCCCCAAGAUCCCUCACCAUCCUUUCUUUAAGAAACCACCACCAUACUUCAAGCCAAAACCGCACUCAUACUUGAAGCCUCUGCCUGGAUCCACCAAGAUCCCGAUAUUCCCAAGGUUCCCCCCUACUGUGCGCCUCCCUCCAAGAUUUAAACCACCAUCCAUGGGUUAAUUUGAUUUGCCCUAGACCGGCGCCCUUCAAUUAUUUAUUUGCAUGUAACUAGCU
Argentina anserina (silverweed cinquefoil) is the source of this 1419-nucleotide messenger RNA. Its product is annotated as proline-rich protein 4. The transcript is spliced from 2 exons. The record is from RefSeq and is a predicted model, not a curated record. NCBI's taxonomy places the organism in Eukaryota, Viridiplantae, Streptophyta, Magnoliopsida, Rosales, Rosaceae. The coding region runs from base 22 to 1365 and encodes 447 amino acids.